AUGGCAUCAGCAGUGUCCAUGGAGGCUCCCAUAUGUCUGGUUGAAAACAGAAAUGGAGAGCUGACAGUAAACCUGCAAGCCCUACGGAUUCUUACUUCCAUUACCAAGCCAGUGGUGGUGGUAGCUAUAGUUGGCAUGUACCGUACUGGAAAAUCCUACCUGAUGAACAGGCUGGCAGGAAAGAACACAGGCUUCUCCCUUGGCUCCACCGUGCAGUCUCAUACAAAGGGCAUCUGGAUGUGGUGCGUCCCUCACCCCAGAAAACUUGACCACACCUUGGUUCUGCUUGACACUGAAGGCCUCGGAGAUGUGGAAAAGGGUGACUCCAAGAAUGACUCCUGGAUCUUUGCCCUGGCCAUCCUGCUCAGCAGUACUUUUGUCUACAACAGUAUGAACACCAUCAACCACCAGGCCUUGGAACAGAUGCAAUAUGUAACAGAGCUGACAAAGCUAAUCAAGGUUAAAUCCUCACCUAAUGCUGUUGGAGAAGACUCAGCAGAGUUUGUGGGCUUCUUCCCAGACUUUGUGUGGACUGUGCGAGAUUUCACCCUGGAGCUUAAGGUAGAUGGACGAACCAUCACCGCAGAUGACUACCUGGAAAAUGCCUUGAAACUCAGUAAAGGCAACCAUCCCAAAGUUGAAAUUGUCAACCUUCCACGAGAGUGCAUCAGAAAAUUCUUUCCAAAGAGGAAGUGUUUCACAUUUGACCGUCCAACAAAUGAUAAGUCACUUUUAGCCCAUCUUGAAGAUGUCCAAGAAAGCCAGCUGGAACCUGCAUUCAAGGAUCAAGCAGACAACUUCUGCUCUUACAUCUUUUCCACUGCAAAACCCAAGACCCUUAGUGGGGGAAUCGUGGUCAAUGGGAAUCGGUUGGGAAAGCUGCUGGAGACCUAUGUGAAGACAAUCUCUAGUGGAGAUAUUCCCUGCCUGGAGAAUGCAGUGUUGGCCUUGGCUCAGACUGAGAACUCAGCUGCUGUACAAAAAGCUACUGAGCAUUAUGUAGAGCAGAUGGUCCUACAGGUGGUGUUCCCCACAGAAACCCUCCAGGACCUGCUAAGCCUACAUACAGACUGUGAGAAAGAAGCUAUCUCAAUUUUCAUGAAGCAUUCUUUCAAGGAUGACACACACAAGUUCCAGGAGGAACUAGUGAAAAUCUUAGAAUCCAAGAAGGAUGAUUUCAUACAUCAAAAUGAGGAAGAAUCAAUCAAAUAUUGUCAAACUAAGCUUGAAUACCUCUCAAAGAACCUGAUGGAAGCCAUUUCUCAAGGCACCUUCUCUGUGCCAGGGGGUUACAAGCUCUACAGGAAAGAAAGAGAAAAAAUAAUGAAUGAUUAUCACCAAGUUCCCAGGAAAGGAGUAAAGGCAGACGAGGUCCUCCAAAGGUUUCUACAGUCACUGGCCAUGACAGAAGAAUCCAUCCUGCAGACAGAUCAAGCUCUCACUGAACAAGAGAAGGCUUUAGAAGCUGAACAAGUGAAAAGAGAAGCAGCUGAGAAGGAGCAGAGCUUGUUGAAACAGCAACAAAUGGAAAUGCAACAGAAGAUGGAAGCUCAGCAGAGAACUUAUGAAGAAAAUGUCAAGCAAUUGGAAAAGAAGAUGGAGGAAGAGAGGAUCCAGAUCCUGAGAGAACAGGAAAUGAUUCUGGAUCAUAAGCUAAAGGAACAAAAGAAGCUGUUGGAGGAAGGGUUUCAUGCAAAAGCUGAAGAGAUGAAAAGACAGGUGGAAGACCUACAAAAUAAGAUUAAAGAUGCUGAGAGACAAAAGCCCUCCUUGUUCUCCUCAAUUUUAGAUGGUUUGGGCGAUGCAUUGAUGAUCGUGUUACCUGGUGUAGGAAAAUUCUUUGGCUUGGGGGUAAAGGCAUUGAGCAAAACGGUAUCAUAACCAGAUGGGUUUCAGUUUCUCAAAAAAAGUUAAAGAAUGUAUUUGUUCCAUCUAAUAAAACAUGGUUCUGAGACUUCCUUAUA
Trichosurus vulpecula (common brushtail) is the source of this 1964-nucleotide messenger RNA. RefSeq names its product guanylate-binding protein 4-like. NCBI's taxonomy places the organism in Eukaryota, Metazoa, Chordata, Mammalia, Diprotodontia, Phalangeridae. The record is from RefSeq and is a predicted model, not a curated record. Gene Ontology annotation, biological process: defense response to Gram-positive bacterium; defense response to protozoan. Bases 1 to 1881 code for a protein of 626 amino acids. Gene Ontology annotation, molecular function: GTP binding; GTPase activity. The transcript is spliced from 10 exons.